Molecule: messenger RNA, 2892 nt
Organism: Zootermopsis nevadensis
Lineage: Eukaryota; Metazoa; Arthropoda; Insecta; Blattodea; Termopsidae
Source: RefSeq, a predicted model, not a curated record
UAAAAUAAUUAAAUUUCGUUCUCAUUUUCCGGUGUCUCCGCCCUUUCUGUGUUGCUUUCUCCAAACUCGCACCCGCCACGUCCUUCUGUCUCCCUUUCAUCGCCUUCACGAGAUCAAACGCGAAUGGAAGUGCCUGACGAGAACCUCGAGCGAAUUCACGGUCUGUUCCAGCGGCGCUGUUCCACGCCGAGGACUACCCCUUCCAGCACGUGGCGCUCAAGUACGCGCUUCAGUACAUCAACGCGGACCACGAGCUGCUGCCCGGGGUGAACCUGUCCCUGAUGGAGCUGAAUCUGUCCCAGGCCGACAGCUUCAGCACCGGAAAGCGAGUGUGCGGUGCCGUACGCGAGGGAGUGGCAGCCGUCAUCGGCCCGCGGGCCCCCGCCUCGACCGGCAUCGUGCAGUCCAUCUGCGAGACGAUGGAGGUGCCGAACCUGCAGAUCUACCCCGAGGUGCAACAGCACCCGGGGUGCUGCGUCAUUAGCCUCUACCCCGCGCAGGAGUCCGUGGCCCAGGCCAUCGCUGACGUGGUCCGGAACUUUCUGCACUGGUCGGCCUUCACGGUGUUGUACGAGUCUGACGAGGGGCUGCUUCGCCUCCAAGAGGUACUCAAGGCGCACGGACUGGAGGAUCGAAAGAUCAUCGUACGACAGUUCGUGCCAGGCAAGGACCAGAGGAAGCUCCUGAAGGAGAUCAACGCGUCGAACGAGACCCGCAUCUUGCUGGACUGCGCCACGGACCGCGUGCUCGACGUCCUCCAGCAAGCGCGAGACGUGAAACUGAUCAGCGUCUAUCACAGCUACUUCAUAACGUCGCUGGACACACACACUCUCGACCUGAGCGAGUUCGAGCCGGGCCAAACCAACUUCACGCUCUUGCAGAUUGUGAACCCCGAGGACAUGAACGUCGAGCUCACAGUGAAUUACUGGACGGACAAGUACUACUACUACCACCGGAGGUCUCUAGGGGUGACGGCAGAAACAGUGCGGACUGAGACGGCGCUCAUGCACGACGCCGUGUUCCUCUUCGCCCGGGCGCUUCACCGAUGCUACUUCGACGUCAAUCAGAGCUUCAGCGUCGAGUCCCUGGAGUGUGACGAUCGUCACAAGUGGAUCUACGGCCUGCCGCUCGCCAACUACAUGAAGAUCAGCGAGAUGGACGGAAUGACGGGCAAGAUCCGGUUCGACGACUCCGGACGACGGACACGCUUCAAGCUGUACGUAGUGCAGUACUUCACGGGCGAGUUCAGGAAGGUGGGCUGGUGGGAAACGGGACACGGCGUCAACCGCACCCAGUCCGAGACUGAGAAGGAGGCGGAGAUUCAGAAGUCUCUGCAGUCGAAGAAACUCAUCGUCGCGUCUAGAAUCGGCGAACCCUUCCUGACGGAAGUCGAACCCAGAGGGGAGCUGCAGGGGAACGAGCGCUACGCCGGCUACUCCGUUGACCUGAUGGGCAAAAUCGCCGAAAUCGUGGGCUUCCAGUUAGAGUUCAGACUCGUGGAGAGCAACAAACACGCGGAUCUGGUCAACAACCUGAUUGCCAGGACGGCGGAUCUCGCCAUCUGUGACCUGACCAUAACGCACGAGCGGGAGAAGCUCAUCGACUUCACGAUGCCGUUCAUGAACCUUGGUAUCAGCAUUCUCUACGGCAAGCCUGUCAAGGAAGAUGCCAGUCUGUUCGCAUUUCUGGACCCGUUCUCCGUCGACGUGUGGAUCUACGUGGCCACGGCGUACCUGGGCGUGUCCAUCCUGCUUUUCGUGCUCGCCAGGAUGUCGCCGAAGGAAUGGACAAACCCGCACCCGUGCAGGUCGGAAGGCACUGACGGCUUCUUGCAGACCAACCUGACCAUGAGUAACUGCCUUUGGCACAACACGGGCUCUAUUAUGCAGCAAGGGUCCGACAUUGCACCGCAGGCGGUGUCGACGCGCAUGGUGGCCGGCAUGUGGUGGUUCUUCACACUCAUCAUGAUCGCGUCCUACACGGCCAACCUGGCCGCCUUCCUCACGCUAAACCGCUUGGAGGGCGAGAUAAGCAGCGCGGAGGACCUCGCCAAACAACACAAGGUCAAGUACGGAACCAUGGCCGGCGGCUCCACCGCAGGCUUCUUCAAGAACUCGAAUGACUCGACGUACAAGCGGAUGUGGACGACGAUGUCGCAGUCCGUGCCCAGCGUCUUCGUCAACAGCAACGAGGACGGGGUGCAACGCGUCCAGAAGGCAAACGGCAAGUACGCGUUCUUCAUGGAGUCCACGUCGAUAGAGUACCAGGUGGAGCGGAAGUGCGACCUGCAGCAGGUGGGGGGCACUCUGGACUCCAAGGGCUACGGCAUCGGCCUGCCAGUCAACUCGCCGUACCGCACCAAGGUGAACGGCGCUCUGCUGAAGCUCCAAGAGAACGGCGUGUUGCAGGAGCUGAAGGAGAAGUGGUGGAAGGCGCCGGCCAACGAGUCGUGCUCCGCGAAAGACGCCAGCGAACUCGACGAAGACAGCAACAAGCUGGGGCUGGCUAACGUGGGCGGAGUGUUCGUGGUGCUGAUCGCGGGUACGCUGACCGCCUUUCUCUUCGCCGUCCUGGAACUGCUGUGGAACUGCCGCAAGAUAGCCGUCCAGGAAAAGAUCUCGCCAUGUGAGGCGCUGACCUCAGAGAUGAAGUUCGCUCUGAACUGCUCCAACGAGAACAAGCCGGUGCGAAGGAGGAAAGAGGAAGAGGAGGAGGAGGAGGAGGAAGAGGAUGCAAUGCCCGCGGGGGUGACGGCAGGCUCCUUCGCCAGAAUCGGCUUCGAGAAGUUCAGGGACAAGGAGUGACCACACGUGUCGCCGCACGGACCUGUCAGAGGUCGACCAAGUGUAGGCCAUUUCAAUAAAUAAAUAAACAAAACAAACCAAAAUCUUA